Cololabis saira (Pacific saury) is the source of this 927-nucleotide messenger RNA. It is a transcript of the gene bri3bp, whose product is annotated as bri3 binding protein. The record is from RefSeq and is a predicted model, not a curated record. The coding region runs from base 189 to 890 and encodes 233 amino acids. The transcript is spliced from 3 exons. Gene Ontology annotation, cellular component: mitochondrion. Lineage: Eukaryota; Metazoa; Chordata; Actinopteri; Beloniformes; Belonidae.
GAACCGUUCGUGAAAGCCUCACGAGCUGUCGCCACCAUCGCAGCCAGCGAACUGCAUCUUAUUAGCAAGGUGUCCCCGCAAGGCAGCUCAGUAACCAGCUCAGUAACCAGCUCUGCCGUCCGUUUAUCUCACGCACAUCUUUUUUUAUACACACUCGUGUUUGACACUUUUAGGGGCUUUAGGGUGCCAUGAAAGGAGUCCGGUUUCUCGUGUUUUCCCUGGUGCUUUCUACGUGUUUGCUGUGCACGGCUGAGGCGGCCAGGAGCAGGACCAGCAACCAGAACAGCUUCCGGCGGGCGGCCAGCGGCGUCUACCAGACUCUGAGCAGCCUGUUCGGGGAGGACAACAUCCGGGGCUUGUACAAGUUUUUUUCCAAAGCAACAGAGCGCUUUGUCCAUGGGGUGGACUGUUUCCUGGACACCAUCUGGAAGGUCUGGUCGGAUCUGCUGGAUGUAAUGGGCAUUGACUCUUCAAACCUCAGCCACUACUUUAGCGUCACGUCUCUUAGCGGCUCACCAGCGCGUGCACUCCUUCUGGUUGCCGCCAUACUGUUGGCCUACUGGUUCCUCUCUAUGUUCCUGGGAGGGUUCUUUUACCUGCUGCACGCGGUCUUCGGACGCUUCUUCUGGCUCGCUCGCGUCACCCUCUUUGCCCUAUCUUGCCUUUACAUCCUGCAGAAGUUUGAGGGCGACCCUGAGCGUGCCGUGCUGCCGCUGUGCUUCAUCAUGGCCGUGUACUUCAUGACGGGGCCCGUGGGAGCGUACUGGCGCCGGGGAGGAGGUGCCGGUUCCCUGGAAGAGAAAAUCGACCACCUGGACACUCAGAUCAGGCUGCUCAACAUCAGGCUGAGCCGUGUCAUAGACGGCCUGGAGCGCAGCGGGGAUCAGUAGACUCGCUGUAAGCUGCAGCAGGGAUCCGUUUGUGGUG